Haliaeetus leucocephalus (bald eagle) is the source of this 5587-nucleotide messenger RNA. It is a transcript of the gene ESPL1, whose product is annotated as extra spindle pole bodies homolog 1 (S. cerevisiae). The record is from RefSeq and is a predicted model, not a curated record. Gene Ontology annotation, molecular function: cysteine-type endopeptidase activity. Gene Ontology annotation, biological process: meiotic chromosome separation; proteolysis. Bases 23 to 5587 code for a protein of 1854 amino acids. Gene Ontology annotation, cellular component: centrosome; cytoplasm; mitotic spindle. The transcript has 29 exons. Lineage: Eukaryota; Metazoa; Chordata; Aves; Accipitriformes; Accipitridae.
CCAGGCUGCGGCGGCUCUCGGCAUGGCAGCGGAGGCAUCGGAGCGGUUCCUCAGGGUGCUGGCUGAGAGCUGCCAGCUCAUCGUCUCCUCCCUGGGCGAGUACGCGAAGAGGAGCAAGCAGUGGCCCUUUGGCCGGGAGGACGUGCUCGGCUUCUGUGCCUUCACCGAGGGGCACUGCCGUGUCCUCUACCGGCUGCUGGAGAGGAUUCCUCCCGAUGGUGUCAAACAGAAGCUCAUGGUGAAGCAGCUUCUCUACCGCAGCCUCCAGCUCUUUGCCAGUGUGGCCUACGACACCUUCCAGUGCUCCCAGGCAGCGGGCUGGCCGGGUCUGGAGCGGCUGACGGCGGGCUGCAGGAGGAGCGUGGCGUGGAUGCUGGAGGCACUGGAGGGGCUCCCUGAGAGUGAGAGAGCCCAGUACCUCGAUGUCACUGUGUCAUGCACGUUCAAGCUGGCCUAUAUCUUCUACAACCAGAACCUUCACGAGGAGGCCAGCUCUGUCUGCGAGCUCCUCUGCAAGUGGCUGCAGACAGCAGAUGCGUACGCUUGUCCAGAGAUACCCCCGGAGAGGCUGCACAAAUGCUUCAGGCUGCAGGUGGAAAGUUACCGCAAGCUGGGGCGGCUGGAGAGAGCCCUGGCAUGUGUGGUGCAGUGGCUGGCUGCGCUGCAGGGCCAGAUUGGGGAGCUGCUGGCAGAGCCCAUCUCCCUCUGGGUCAGAGUCAAAACAGAUGCUGCAAAACAGGGGGCUGAGGAGUUACGAUUACGGACCCUGAAGGAAGGCUUGGAGGGGCACAGCCUGGAUGCAGAGACCUUGGUGACUGUCCUUUUUGCGGAGUUGAAGGCCUACAAGACUGUGCGAGCCAACACAGGGCAGGAACGCUACAAUGUCCUCUGUGACCUGCUGGAGAUCUGCUCGGAGGAGAGCGGCCGCCUGCAUGAGCGAGCUAUCGGCUUGACAGAGUUGGCCCAGGUCUUGUGCUACCACAGCUACGCCCAGCAGACGGACUGCUCUUCCCUGGAUUCCAUCCAGGAAGCCUUGCGGCUGCUGGAGUUGGUGCCCAGGAGCGCCCAGAACCGGGACCGACUCCUCGAUGACCAGGCACAGGCUCUGCUCUGGCUCUACAUCUGCACCCUAGAGUCCAAGCUGGAGCAGAGCAUAGAGAGGGACCAGAGAGCCAAAGCUCAGGGGCUAACGAACCUGGGUGACUUUGAGCCCAACGACCUCAACUACGAAGGCAGGCUGCUGGAGAACAGAUUCCUGUACGACGGCAUCUCUUUCAACCUGGUGACAGAGACUGGUGAGGAUGCUGACCUGUGGUGUGCCCCCUCAGCUCUGUCCAAAAGCCUGGACGACGCGUUUGCCUUGUGGAAGCAGCUCCUGGCCACGCCGGGUGUCCCGGCCGUGCGCAGCCCUGAGCAGACUGUAGCCUCCCUGCACCUCCUGGCAGCUCUCUACAAGCUGAUGGCCAAGCCCUUGCAAGCCAUGGAGACCUACCUGCUGGUCAGAGCCCUGUGCAGUGCACUUGGGGACAGCCUGGGCAUGGCCAGCGCCCUGUGCCAGCUCACCAAGCUGCUCUUCCAGCUGGAGUGCCCCAGCUAUGCCCAGCUUUUUUUGGAGGAGAUGGAGUCCUGCCUGCAGAAAGCUGACAGCAGCAAUGAUUCCUACCUGCUGCUGCAGCAAACCUGCCUCCUGCUCCGCAGCCAGCUGUGUUGUGUCAACCACCGGAUUGAAGAGGGUCUCACCCUGUUGCUGGAGGUGCUCCAGAACCCAGCUCUGCAAAAAAGCACAAAGGUCUGGUACCUGCUGCGAGCCCAUGUCCUUCAGCUGGUGGCCGUCUACCUGAGCCUCCCUGCUGCCCGCCUCUCGCUCAAGCUUCGGCAGCAGAUCUUUGUGCAAGGGUGGAAGAGUCCCAAGACGGCUCUUGUCGAAGCCCAGAAGCUUUUCCGCAGCAUCAUCCUCCUGCUGAUGGGCAGUGAUGUGCUGGGCUGUCAGAAAACAGCGGCCGAUGUCCAGUUUGUGGAUUACGGGGACAACCUGCUGCUGAAGUGGCAAGUGCUGGCUGAUACACUGGCCUGUUCGGAGCACCUCGUGGCUCUCCUCGGCAGGUUGGAGGUGGUGUGUAAAGCCAAAGCCUUCUGCUUGGAGGCUGUCAAGCUCGCCGUGAAACUGCAAGCCACCCGGUGGUGUACUUCUUUCCUGGUGCUGAAGGCUCAGCUGGAGCUGCAGCAGAGUGAGCUGGAGCUGAGCCACUUCGACCUCCAGCAGGCUCUCUUCCUCCUGGAGUCUGAUGCUGACCUUGGAGCCAGCCAGAGGCAGAAAGGCCAGAUGAAGAUCCUGCCCAGGAAAGGCAAACUUGAGGGCAAGAAGCCAAGGGACUCCAUCUCUGAGCCCCUCAGGGAAGAGGAAGCUUUCCUGAAGGGCCCUGCACUGGAGUUUGUGGCCACAGUGAGUGGGCUGGAGAAGGCGGAUGCUCUCACCGCCUCACCGGAGCUGAAGCCUGAGAGGAGGAAGAGACUGGCCUUCCUCACCCACCCGGCAGCCUGCCUGUGCCGCCUCUGCUCCGACUUGGCCCUCUCAGCUCUCUGCCUGCGCUGGCUCCUCUCCUGUGCCCACGGCGAGCUGGCAGCGGGCAGCACAGCCGAGGGGCUGGGUCUGAUCCACGAGGUGCUGCCACGCUGCGCCGCCGUGGCCACACGCUUCGCCGCCGUGCUGCGAGACAAGCUGUGGGGCGGCUCCGUCGGCCGGGACCUGCCUGUGCUGGAGCUGCUGGACAAUCUGGUGGCCACUGGCUAUGCUGCGUUGGCCCUUCAGAGCCUGGCCAGCCCCCGGCCGGCAGAGGAGCUGCAGGAGGAGCUGCAGACGGGGUUGACCACCUUAGCAUCCUGCAGCCCCCACCUGCCCAGCCUGGAGGUCUCCAGGGCCAGCCUGCUGCUCACCAAAGCCACAGCCGCCGUUUGCCGCCUGGCUUCCAAGCACGGCAGCUCCGUGGAUGGUGUUUUUGCCAGCUCUAGGAACUGCCAGCUGCCCACGCUGACUCCGAUGGAGCCCAAAGUGGCGGCUGUGCCCCAGACCCUCAAGAUGGGCAAGGCUGAACCUCAAAGGCGCAAAAAGAAGACAGCAUUGGCCCCUGCCAUGCCCAAGCCCAGAGUGAAGAAGAGCCAGAGAGCGAAGCCCCUGGUUGUGCCGAACACCGAUGACGCCUUUGCUCUGGGUGACUCGGACAGUGAGGUGCCCCCCAUCGUCAUCCAGCCGGUGACAGUGCCCUGCACCCCGCACCAGAAAGCCUGUCCCCUCGCCAAGGCACGUGCAGCCCUUGGCCCCAGGACUCCCUUCACCAUCUUCAGUGAAUCCUCCCCGCCGGCUGGCAAGUCCCGGCACCCACGAGCACCCAAAGUCUUGCAGAAAGUCAAGUCUCGCCUAAAGGUGACGUUCAGUGAUGACAGCGACAUGGAGGAUCCUGAAGCGGGGCCGACUCCCACAGCUACCCGCAAGACAUCCUGUGCCCGAAAAGCUCUGCCUGCCAAAUCCAUGGGGUCCCAGGCAAGCUCGCUGGGGUUUGGUGGCCAGAGCAGCACUGCCCAGCCCCGGAGAGGGCGGCCAGGCAGCCGUCGAGCCGGGGCUGCGGAGGAGAAGAGGGAGCGGAUGACCCGUAGGGCUCCCAGAAAGAGAGUGGAGGAACGGGAUCUUCUGAGAACCAUUGAGGAAGAGGAGAAGGUGGAGGAAGAGCUUGAGAUCAGCUUUGAGGUCUUGCGGGCCUCUGAGGAAGAGGAGGGAGCUCCAGGCAGGAGACGGCUGCCUCGGCGCAGGCAGGAGGGUGCAGACGUGGAGCACGAGGUCCUGCAGCAAGAGGCCGGCGAGGACGUCUUGGCAGCGCGGUGGCUGGGCAGCGGGGACCCCCUGCGCCUGGAGGGGACCCUGUCCUCCACCCUGCCUACGGCUGGCGAUGUCUCCUCGCUGGACACAGUCCUUGAGCUCCUGAAAGAUGCUUUCAACUGCAUCAGCCACUGCCCUCCCGGUGCACUCUACAGCCAGCUCUGCCAGCUCCUGGCUCUGGCCAUGGGGAACCAGGACCCCCUCCUCACCGCGUACCUGCUCUCCGAGUCAGUCUCCGUCACCACUCGCCAUCAGCUGCUCAGCAUCAUCCACAGGAAGAUUCACAAAGAGAAGAAGUCAGCGGGGGACGUGGCCGAGCAGCUCCGGGGGCUCUCCUUGCAGGAGGGGAGCGCUGCCCAGCGCAGACACCACCUCACCGAACUUGAGAGACUCUUCAUGUUCAGCUCCACAGGGCUGGGAUCUGAGGAGCGGGACAGCUUCCAGGCGCAGCUGCAGCAGAUCCCCAGCGGGGUGACAGUGUGCGUGUUGACCCUCGUCAGCAUCCGGCCUGGCUCCGUAGGGGACACGCUGCUGCUGGCACGGCUGGAGAAGGGCACUACUCCUGUGAACAUCCGUAUCCCCACCGCGCUCGCCAAGGCCCCGCUGCGCUCGGUGCUGAGCGACUUUGAUGCCAUCCAGAAGGAGCAGAAGGAAGUCAACAGCUGCACGGACAAGCGAGAAUGGUGGCUGCGCCGCUCCGAGCUGGACCGCAGGAUGAAGAGCCUCAUCGAGACCCUGGAGACGCAGGUGCUGGGCUGCUGGAGGGGGGCCCUGAUCCCCACUGCUCCCCAUCCCAGUCUGGCAGAGGAAGCCACCCAUUUGCACACCCAGCUCUGCCAGUGCGGCUGGAGGGACUCGGAUCCCACCCUGCUCAAGGUGGUGCUGAACACUGCUUCCCUUCUUGGCCCCCAUGACGUGCAAGCCCUGGCCUUCAGCCUCUGCCCAGCGCAGCCCCGCAAGGCUCAGCUCCUCUUGCAGGAGGCGGUGGAGAAGUGGAGAGCCUGCACCACGCAGAUGGGCGGCUCCCUCGUCCUGGUUCUGGAUAAGCACCUGCAGAAGCUGCCCUGGGAGAGCAUGGCGUGCCUGAAGGCUGUGCCUGUAACCAGGCUCCCUUCCCUGCGCUUCCUGGUCAGCUACUCCCUGGCACAGGAGCAGUCAGGGUCCGUGCUGAGCCGCGGAGUGAACCCCAGCAGCACCUUCUACGUCCUCAACCCACACAGCAACCUCCUGGGCACUGAGGAACGAUUUCGGGGCUGGUUUGAGAGCGAACCUGGCUGGAGAGGUGUGACAGGAGCCGUCCCAAGGCCGGAGCAGAUGCAGGCAGCCCUCCUGGAGCACGACCUCUACAUUUAUGCGGGCCACGGAGCAGGUGCCCGCUUACUGGACGGACAGACCAUCGCCCGGCUGGAUUGCCGUGCCGUCGCCCUGCUCUUCGGCUGCAGCAGCGCCGCGCUCGCUGUCCGUGGCAGCCUGGAGGGCUCCGGCAUCAUCCUCAAGUACAUCAUGGCCGGCUGCCCCUUCGUCCUGGGGAACCUGUGGGAUGUGACAGACCGGGAGAUCGACCGCUAUGCCCAAGCGCUGCUGCAGGGCUGGCUGAGGGGGGGCUCGGGUGCCCCGCUCCUGUCCUACGUCACCCAGGCCCGCCAAGCCCCCAAACUUAAGUACCUCGUCGGGGCAGCCCCCGUUGCCUACGGGCUGCCCGUCUGCCUGCAGUGA